This is a messenger RNA of Pogoniulus pusillus (Red-fronted tinkerbird), 1881 nucleotides long. RefSeq names its product engrailed homeobox 1 (gene EN1). The transcript has 2 exons. Gene Ontology annotation, biological process: regulation of transcription by RNA polymerase II; multicellular organism development; neuron differentiation. Lineage: Eukaryota; Metazoa; Chordata; Aves; Piciformes; Lybiidae. The coding region runs from base 313 to 1302 and encodes 329 amino acids. Gene Ontology annotation, molecular function: RNA polymerase II cis-regulatory region sequence-specific DNA binding; DNA-binding transcription factor activity, RNA polymerase II-specific. The record is from RefSeq and is a predicted model, not a curated record. Gene Ontology annotation, cellular component: nucleus.
UUUUUUUGUGUGUGGUGGAAAUAUAAAGCUGAACGGGAGAAGAGGCAAAGAAGCCCUAGACUGUCUCCCUGGUUUUGGAUCCAUCUGUGCGAGGGGGAGAAAACAAUCUCAGCUCCAGCCCAACAAGUGGAUUUUAUUUUAAUUUUUUUCUUUUCAUUUUUUCUCUUUUUUUCUUUUUUUCUUUUUUCUUUUUUUUUCUUUAAUUUUUUCCGCCCCCUUUUCCACCCCGCCACCCACCGGCAAAGUGGGGUGGACGUAAAGUGGGUGGGUGGGGGGGAAAAGAGGCAGCGAUCUCCGUGGCGGGGGCUGAGCAUGGAAGAGCCGCCGGAGGGGCACGGCCACCGAGACGCGGCGCCCGGUCCGGCGAGCAGCGGCAGCGAUGGCGAGAGCGUCCCUGUGUCCCCCAGCCCCGCGCCCGCCUCCCCCGCUGCGCCCUGCCCCCUGCCCCUGCCCCGCCGCCGCCACCCGCCGCCCCCGCCGCCGCCCCUGCCGCCGCCACCCCACCGCACCACCAACUUUUUCAUCGACAACAUCCUGAGGCCGGACUUCGGCUGCAAGAAGGAGCCACCCGCGCCGGCCGGCGGUGGAGGAGGAGGAGGCAGCCGGGAGCGGGAUGGAGACCGGGGGCAGAGCUCAGGUAGAGAAAACGUCAACCCGCUGCUGGCCCGGCCGCCCAAUCCGCCCUCUCUCCUCUGCCCGGACUCGAACUGCCGUCCCGACGGCUCCGCGCCGCCGCCGCCGCCCGUCGCCGCCGCCGCCGCCAAAGGCAGCCCCGCCGCGGCGGUAGCGGCGGCGUCGGGGGCGGCCAAGCCCCCCACCGACGGGGGCGAGACUCACCCGGCGAAGUACGGGGAGCACGGCAGCCCCGCCAUCCUCCUCAUGGGCUCUAAUAAUGGAGGACCUGUUAUAAAGCCCGACUCUCAACAGCCGCUGGUGUGGCCUGCCUGGGUCUACUGCACUAGGUAUUCAGACAGACCGUCCUCGGGCCCCCGCACCAGGAAGCUGAAGAAGAAGAAGACGGAGAAGGAGGACAAGCGGCCACGGACGGCGUUCACGGCCGAGCAGUUGCAGCGACUGAAGGCGGAGUUCCAGGCGAACCGGUACAUCACCGAGCAGCGGCGACAGAGCCUGGCCCAGGAGCUCAGCCUCAACGAGUCCCAGAUCAAGAUCUGGUUCCAGAAUAAACGAGCCAAGAUCAAGAAGGCGACGGGCAUCAAGAAUGGGCUGGCGCUGCACCUCAUGGCCCAGGGACUCUACAACCACUCCACCACCACCGUGCAGGACAAAGAGGAGAGCGAGUGAAGGGGUGAGGACCCUAGGUCUGCACCGCGGCACCGGCCAGGGAGUGGACAGGUGCUAUUUAAAAGCAGAUCUAUUGUCUAUCCAUAGUAUAAGGACUCCGAUUAAGAAAAAGAAAAAAUAUGAACACUUUAAAAAAGAAAAAAAUUAUCUCUAUAUAGCCAAACAGCAUAUGACCUUGUAUAUAUUUAAUUUCAGGUAAGAAAUAUGUGUAGCGCUCUCUAUUUGCUGGACAGUUUCUCUCUCCUCUCUCUCUCUCUCUCUUCCCCUGUCUUUUGUUCAUUUUGUUUGCUUUUUUUCCUCUUCCUCUCUCUCUCUCUCUCUCUCUCUCUUUUUUUUUUCCCAUUUCCGUUGCUCUUGUUUUACAGUAAAUGUCUGACAUUUCUGAUCUUUCAUUUAAUCUUUUUUUUUUUUUUGGUGUGUGUGUGUUUUUGAAUUUCUGUCUCUUUCAUUUUUUUUCCUGAGGAAAAAAAAAAUAAUUCUGAUCCACAGACUGCGAGACUGAACCCGCCGCUACAAGCCAAAGAUUUUAUUAUGUUCAGAAAUCUGUAGUCUGAAAUAAAGUGUAGACUGUGUUCAGGA